AUGUCUGACGCCGCUGUGCUCUCGCGGGUAUCAGGUGGAGCUAUAGACGGUCGCUUGGGAUAUCUCCGAGUCCGGCAACGGCUGUUCCUUUCGUUCCAUAGUGCACUUAUCAAGCACCGUGGAGCUUUUCUAGAAGCCGCGAAAUUCGACGAUGGCUGCUCCACAGCAGAGGCCCAGAUUGUCUUCGCGAGCGCACUCAUUGAGCUCCGUAACCACUACGACCUUUUGAACUUCCAGCAGGACCUCGAGUUGGAGUACAGUCUCGUAAAGAAGAAGAGCAACGAAAAUAGACGAAAGCCAAUCGCCUUGACGUAUAUCAUUCCAAAUUCAUUCAAUCUGUUGUACAAUUUUGUCAGCGCACUGAGUGCAGCACUCGAGGCUGGAAGUUGUGUAAUUGUCGAACUGGAUUAUACAAUUUCAAAGACAGCCGCCUUGUUGGGACAUAUCAUCGAUAAGUCCCUGGACCGAGACGCAUUCGGUGCGGUAUCUUCCCGGGCACCCAUAGAAGUGCUCAGCCAAUGCUUAAUUGUUGACCAGAACGCUCUGAACCAAAACAACAUCUCCGCUCAACGAGUUUUGCUGUCACCAGCAUAUCGGAACAUUGCGUUGGUGGACAGAACAAGCGACAUAAAGCUGGCCGCCAAAGAGAUUGUUGCAUCGAGAUUGAUGUUUGGUGGUGGCAGUAGCUAUGCAGUGGACCUGGUGCUUGUCAAUGAAUUUGUUUCUCGAGAGUUCAAAGAAGCGGUGUCUCAAGAGCUCACAGGGGUUGUGGGAAGGGGUUUUCCUGGAGACCAACCGCGAGCGAAGAGCCGAGCGACAAUUGCGAAGGACACAGGGUCCACACUGCUCGAUCAGCAGGUGAAAAAUGGCGAGGCUGCUUUCGUUGGAGGCGAAUACUCUCGGGGCAUUUUGCAAAUCCUUGACAGGCAUGGACAAUUUCUUUUCAACCCACCCUUGGAAGUCAUCUUCUCCAAGGUCACGAGCCUCGACGACGCUAUCGACUUCCUCAGCACAGAGGCACAGACGUCAGCUCCUGUCGGAGGACUUUACCUCUUCAGCGCUCAUCGCGAGGCCAAGUACUUGUCCCAAUACAUAGACAGCCAAGUCACCUAUGUGAAUCAUAUUCCAGCCCAGUUGAGUGUGAUUAAGAAAUAUCCAGUCGGGCCAAUGGCUCCCAAAGACUACCCAACGAGCCUACGCACCAGAUAUACGCGUGAGAUGUUUGAGCUACCAAGCCCAGAGGUCGUUCCAGGCCCGAGGAGCCAUUUGAUUUCGAGCCUUCUUGACAAAGCAGACUCGUUUGACCAAGUCGCACAGAAGCCUCUCAAGCCCACGGACCAGCUGCCAUCGGGUGCGUGGGGCUUCUUCGAGCAGGGGAUUAUUCUUGGUGCGAUUGUGUACAUUUUGCCCACCGUGGGACUCAUGACAUAUGGAUUGGGUUAUGUUGGGUGGAUAGGCUAUGGGAGGGUUUGGAGGUAA
Diaporthe amygdali is the source of this 1479-nucleotide messenger RNA. RefSeq lists its product as uncharacterized. NCBI's taxonomy places the organism in Eukaryota, Fungi, Ascomycota, Sordariomycetes, Diaporthales, Diaporthaceae. Bases 1 to 1479 code for a protein of 492 amino acids. The record is from RefSeq and is a predicted model, not a curated record. Gene Ontology annotation, molecular function: oxidoreductase activity, acting on the aldehyde or oxo group of donors, NAD or NADP as acceptor. The transcript has 4 exons.